AUGUCAAAAAUAGUUGAUAAGGGAAGUGGUGAGCAUAGUGCAAAAAUUGCAGGCAAUUUAGCACCAGGUGAUAUUAGAAUGGUUUUGUAUAAAAAGAAAAUAUGGUGGCCAUGCAUAAUAAGAAUGAUAUACAGUAAGAAAGUGUCUUACAAUUUUUUACCAAUAAAAGAAAAUAAUAAAGGUGUUUUUACGGCUCCAUUUAAAAAUAUAAAACCAUUUAAUUUUGAUGAAAAAAUUCCAAAUGACGCUACUGAAGAGUUAAUUGAAGCGUUAGAAGAAGCAAAAAAGUUAGUUUUGAAGAAAUGUGAUAACAAAACAUCGCUUCAAAAAACAAAUGAUAGCAAGCAUUGUAUAAAUACUCAAAAAGAAAACCAUGCAAGUAAAGAAGUGGCAAAUAUUGUAAAUAUACCCAAGGUUGUCAUUCAACAUGUAUCAAGUAAAGGAUCUCCAGUAAAAAGUGUUUCUAAAGAUUCAAAAACAAUUUUUACAAUUCCAAUUGAAAAAAAUAUUUCAACAUCUCCAUCUAAAGUUAGUAGAAUAAUUGUUAAAAGAAGUAUUAAUGAUAUGAAGCCCAAAAUUGAUUUUGGAAAGAAAGAUGAUAAACAAAACUUAAUUGAUCUUUUGCUAUCCGAUCGUACCAAAGUUAAUUUUACUGAUAUUUUGACAGGGAAACGAUUAUCAAAAAGACAUUUAUCUUUUAGACCAACAAAAAUGCUUAAUUCUCUUAAAUUUGAUUCAUAUACAGAAUCUUUUAUUCCUUUUGAAAGUCUUGAAAAAGUAGUGGCAGAAUACAAGAAUUGGAUGAAGAUGUCUGAAGAUCUUUCUACAUAUGGUCCAUUAACAGAGCUUUAUUAUAUUCAAACUGUUUUAAUACCAGAAUCCAUUGUAUUUUCUUUAUCUAUUUUAAAUCAUACAUCAAUGGAAGAGGCAGAAUGUGUUUUUAGAAAUGUUAACAAAGAAACCAAUACAAUUAAUGUGCCAAAAAUUGAGGAUUCUACAGAUAUGUUAUUACGUAAUCUUCCAAAACAAUCUCCAAGCAAUGCUAUUGAUACACUAUUAAUUGCAGCUGAAAUAUUACAAGGAUAA
This is a messenger RNA of Strongyloides ratti, 1086 nucleotides long. RefSeq lists its product as hypothetical. Bases 1 to 1086 code for a protein of 361 amino acids. NCBI's taxonomy places the organism in Eukaryota, Metazoa, Nematoda, Chromadorea, Rhabditida, Strongyloididae. The record is from RefSeq and is a predicted model, not a curated record. The transcript has 3 exons.